Molecule: messenger RNA, 1440 nt
Organism: Symbiodinium sp. CCMP2592
Lineage: Eukaryota; Dinophyceae; Suessiales; Symbiodiniaceae
Source: the annotation of a GenBank genome assembly
AUGAAUCGUUCUACUUUUCCAUCACCAGACGGACUACCCAUCCCGCCCCUGACGUCCGGUCGCUUCUACAGCCCCAACGGGUCAUACGUGAUGACGAUGCUUCGGCUUGGUCAUUCCGUCGGUCCCAAGGUGCUGCUCCGGACCGACUUUUGGCUGCUCCUGUCCUUGCACCUAGCGGCAUUCGCUGCUUACAACAGCGGCUUCAUGGGUGAGAAGGGUGGUGGGUGGAGGCUAGGCCUGCAGGAGCUCGAGUGGUCUGACGUGGAGCUAAUGUUCGUCCUCAUGUCCUGCGCCUUGUGCUUCGCAGUGAACCAGGCAUACUUCAGAUAUUUGCAGUUGGGCCAGUUGGUCAGGAAGGCAAUGGACAGCGUAUAUGACUUCGCCUUCGAGGCUCGGCUGUUCUUGCGCAAAGAGAACGAACCGUACGACCGGCUUGGCUGUCGAUGGGCUGUGGGUUCUUUGAUCCUGGUCCUGUGCGAGAUCAGGAGAAGCUACACAGACGGCACCAUUCAACAGAAUGAUCUUCUGAAGUUGGUGGAUCUGGAGUUUAUCAGGCCUGGUGAAGCGGACUUCCUGGAUCCGCACAGUCUUUCAGCAAGGCAGAGGACGCUCGUCAUGAUGCACACAGCCUGUGACUGUGCACUGCACGGCUCGGGAAAAGCGGAAGUUGCACCAGCAACACAACGAGAUUUGCUGCAGCGCCUUGUCGACUGCAAGUCCUACCAGCUGCAGUUGCUCGAUGCCGCGAGUGCGAUGCUGCCCUUCGAAUACUUCCACUUGCUCAGUACUCUGGUCAUCCUGACCACGGCCUACCUAGGGCUGUGCGUCGGUCUGUGCGAUUCAUGGAUCGUACCGCCUGCUUAUGCAACCUCUCUGCUGAUCAUACUGGGCUUGUUUGAGCUCCUGAGCAGUUUGAACUAUCCCUUCGACGGCGUGCACGAGGCCGACUUCCCGCUGAACAGCUGGGUUACGCACUUCUUGUCCAACCUGACUGUUUUGCUGAACUACUCGCAUGGCGGCACUCGGAGCAGCUGGGAAGCUGAGUUGAAGGAAGAGGCUGCUCAUCCGGUGCAGUUUCCACUCACCGAAGAGCAGGUGAACUCCAUCCUUUCCGGUGAUGCCAGCCGGCUACUCCACAAGCAGGCAGCUCAGCCAACUUCGAAUAGCGAGCAGGUUCUGGCAUCUGCCGGGGGCUCUGCGAAAACAGUUCGCUUUGAGUCGCCAGCGGUUCCAUGGUACAAAGCGGCCAUGGGCUACACGGCCGUGGGCACAGAGGAGGCAGAUGGACCUCUGCUUGGCGCAGGCGACGCAGAUACGUCGGAUACGGGGCUCGGCGAGACGAUGCUGGGGAGAAUGGGUCAAGCGUUCGGUCUCACUGACUCGGGUGGCUACCAGAGCCGUGAUAUGCACGCAGAGCAGCGCGGCAGGCCGGCUCUUUGA